This is a messenger RNA of Astyanax mexicanus (Mexican tetra), 2008 nucleotides long. RefSeq names its product basal body-orientation factor 1 (gene bbof1a). Bases 221 to 1780 code for a protein of 519 amino acids. Lineage: Eukaryota; Metazoa; Chordata; Actinopteri; Characiformes; Acestrorhamphidae. The record is from RefSeq and is a predicted model, not a curated record. The transcript is spliced from 12 exons.
UGCCAAAUAUUUACACCUAAAUAUUGUGGUACUUUUUAUAACAAGCUUAACGCAAACGUGUGUUUGCAUGGAGACGAUAGGGGCUGAAUUGUUUAUGUGGGAUCUGCAUUGAGUUUGCCAAGCAAAUACAGCUAAUCAUAAAUGUUAAAAACAUCUGUACUGGUGGACAACCGCGUUUCCACGAUAACGUGUUACUUGACAUGUUCAGCUUUUUUCCGUCAUGUACAAGCGACAAGCUGUAACUCUGCGCAUGAGAAAGGGGAAGAAAGAAGGCAAACUGGAGUCUAAACUGGAUAAAGAGUCCGACAUGGAGAGAGCCAAAGCCAACGCAGCCCUGUGGGAGGCCAAGCUGGAGGUGACGGAGUGUUCACGGGUUGAAUAUCGCGAAGCGGCCCGCAGAUUGGCCAGGACCAACGAAGAGCUCACCAACCAGCAGUACAGAACCGAGAAGGACAACAUCGACAUAAUUUCUUUCCUGAAUAAGAGAGACCUAGAAAAAGAAGCAAAGAUUGCUGCACUGGAAGAAGAGCUAAAAGACCAGAAGUCAAAAGCUUUACAGGAAAAAGAGUUUGUAGUUGCAGAAUAUACCCUGAAGAUUAAUGAGCUGGAAGAGUUGUUUAAGAAGAGGUCCAGUGACUUCCGCAUGAUUCAAAGCGAACUGAAGACCAUUAAGGAGUUCCGCAAGAAGAAGGCCCAGAUGGAACAAGACCUUAGCAAUAUGAAAGAGAGUAUGUACCUUGCUGAUCGUGAACACAGGGAUAAUCUUGCAAGAAUGGAGCACAAGUUUUUCAGUGAGAAGGCUCGUUUAGAAAAGGAAGCGGAACAGAGAAUUGCCCAGCUAGCAGAGAAAGCCCAUAAUGCAGCGAUUGUGCAGCUAGACGAUGCGACCCGCUCGGUGUUCAAGGAGAAUGUGCGUUUAAAUGAAGCGCUGGGGUACCACCUGAAAGAGGUGGAGGAGCUGAGAAAGACCAAUGAGGCCCUGGCCGAAGAGAACGCCUCCCUCGUCCUGCAACAGGAGACGUGUGAGCUGAUGAUGAAAGAGAACGUGGCCCAGUUGGCGGCACAGCGGAGCGAGAUCUCUGAGCUCAGGGCCAAGGUGGCCACACUGGAGCAGGCCCUGGGCAUCAUGGCUGCUGAGUUUGAGCAGGAGAAGACAGUUGUGCAGGAGCGGGCUGUGGUCAGCACUCAAGCCAGCAGUGUGGAGCUGGAAAAGCUCCAGAAGCUCCUGUCCAUGCGGGAGCGCGAGAUGAGUCGAGUGAAGCGGCUGGCUCGUGGAGUUGUGGAGCAGCGCACUGAGCUCGAGCUCUUCUUUCAUGAGGCUCUGGCUCAGGUCAAGCAAGAGAUCAUAGCCAGUCAGCUUCAGUACAGACAAGAGGCAAUGGUGGCGUAUCGCAGACGAUUGACUGAUGCCCGAGCUGGAAGGACAGAGUAUCCACCCAUACGCAACUUUAACAAGGCUCCUCACAGCACAAACAAUGUUUACACUGACCUGGAAGAGGCUGAGAAAUGGAGCAACCUGCAGAGCUCUAAAGUUGACAUCUCAGAGCUGACCUGGGAGCAGAAGGAGCGAGUGUUGCGACUGCUCUUUGCUAAAAUUAACAGCUUAAAAAUAAGGAGAGCAGCCGAGCCUCCAGCUCUGACAGCAUCCUCUUUGAGGGACCGCCGUGGCAGCGAUCUAGGGGCCACAGAGGGAGAAUCUCAUGUGACCUUCAUAACCCAGGUGGCAGUGUCCAACAUGACUUCCAAUCCAAGUGGCCUGCCAGACCUACAGACCACCUGAGAGUCAGUGAUAUAAAACCACAAUCACAACCAUGUACCCCAGCAUGUAAUCAUGAUCUCCAUCUACGCAGUCUUUAGUGCUCAUUCAGUGCUCCCAACGAAACCAAGUAUCUACAAUGCAUUGUGCAGUGACCCAACCUGAGACAGGGCCAUUAGUAACAUCUCGGACUAAAUUUAAGAAUAGAAUUGAGUUUGACGAGUGAAAUAAACAUAAAAAUGUGUUAACUGA